Dracunculus medinensis (Guinea worm) is the source of this 3372-nucleotide messenger RNA. NCBI's taxonomy places the organism in Eukaryota, Metazoa, Nematoda, Chromadorea, Rhabditida, Dracunculidae. The record is from the annotation of a GenBank genome assembly.
AUGGAAAUGAGAGUUCGACCAGCAAGAAAUGUGGCUACACGUGGUAAUUAUACUUACAGAUCGAGAUCAGCAGCUCAAAGUUCAGGGGAACAUAUUAAAACAUGUAGAUAUGAAACACGGCAUCAGUCCGGAUGUCAGAUGCCUACGGAAAAGUCAAGGUAUAGUCCCGAAGUUGCUGUCCCUCGAUCUCGACGAAUUUUAAAGUUUUCACGCAAUUCGACAGGAUCUGAUUGUAAAAAUGUGGCACUUUCAUUAUUUGUUGAAAAGUUGGAUGCAAAUGCUUUAUUGGCAGAUUCAGAUUCUUCCGAUCCAAAGAAGUGUCGUAUUUUAGAUCCCAAUACGAGUUCAGCUACAGAAAUAGAGAUCGAAAAAAAAAAUCUUCAUGCGGUUUUACUUGAACGGUGCCCUAUCAAAGCGGAAACAAAUAGUUUAGAAUAUCAAUUGCGGAAAGCUUUACGGCUUUAUCGAUAUAUGUCAUUACCAGACAUUCAAAGUGGUUAUGCUCGACCAAUGUAUAGGCCUUUCCUUAAAAGGAAUCUUAUUUAUAUGAAGAAAUCAAAGUUUGAUUCAAAAUAUAUUACUGAUGAUAUUCUACCUCCAAUUUGCCCAGUAUUUACAAGGGAAAAGCGAAUAUUAUCGGAAGGUCAAAAAAGGGAACAUAUUCACGAUAUUAUUGCGAUGAUAUGGAGACAAAAAGAAGAAAAUUUAAAUGGACUUAAGAGGUUAUCACUUAUAUCACCGAAGAAUACGCCUCAAAACAAUUUGAAAUUAUUACCCACUUCUCGAAAGGAGUUGGCAUUUAAUGGCAAAAGUGAUUUGAAUAAAAUUGCUAACAAGCAAGUAGAGUUUUCGCGUUCCACUCCAAUGAUUAAGUUCUUUGAUGUCCGUCACAAAGACAUGCCAGGAAAUAGAAAAGCAUUGAUCACCGUUUAUCUUUCAACAGAAAUUGAUGGAAUCUUCGGAGAAAUCGUGAGAUUGCCUUCCGCAACAGUUCAAAUGCAGAUUAAUAAUCGUAAUGUACCGGUUGCUAUCGACCUUCCUCGAUCUAUAGGCUGCCAUCUUGAACAUUAUAUGCGAGAAAGGUUAAUAUUAAAUGAUUACGUUAUAAUACGCGUCACAUUUUCGGGUGAAGACGUAAGGACUCCAGAUGGUAGAACACUUCGUUGCGUUCCGUCAAGGAAAGCUGAUAAAACUGAUUUAAAAAGAACCCGCUACAAUUCUAAAAUCUCAUGCGCGCGAGAUAAUGAUGGCGAAGAUUCAGUGACAAUGUUUGGUGCGCGAUGUAUAUCUUCUGUUACAAAACAUAGCGCAGAAGAUGGUGUUAUUUAUGGUAAUGGCAGCGUAAUUUUAGUAUCUGAUUCACUUCUAAAAUUGAAUGGCAAUUGGAAACGAGACACAACAUUAACAAAAAGGCUUAUUGAACUGGGAAAGAAACUUCAUAUGAGCCCUUUCGUUCGAAUGUCCAUUGCUCAGGAUACCGGCGCUGAUACUAGUUCAUCGGAAGAUGAUGAUGAAUCAAAGAGUUGUUCUAGCAUUGUUACUUCUGUAGCUAGUCAAGCUCCACAAGGUUAUCGUUCUACCAGUGCGUGCUAUCCAAAACUCUUGUUUAAUACCAAUUAUUUUGAUGAAAAACAAAAAAAUAUACGUAAUUUGACUACUAUGGAGGGUCCUGAUCAAUAUAUGAAAUCAAAACACAAAUUCGAAAUGUCCUUGGAAUUUCCGAAACAAAUUUGUUAUCGAUUUAUUAUGAAAUAUAAUGAGGAACCAGAUACGGUUUUUCCUGAGAAUCACCUACCUGAUGUUGAGCUAUCUUCUUGUAGUACGGUUAUGUCAAUUUCAUCAGCUCAAAAUGAAGAACUAUGUGAACAGCAGAUGAAAUUUGUCAAAAAUGGUCGAAGACAUUGUUCUCCAUUAAAAGAAGUAUCGUCUGCUCAAAUUUUCAAUGGUCAUAGGCAAAAUAAUUGUUAUACUUCCCAACCUUCCUGUCCGAUUAAGCAAAUGGAUCUAACAAGUAGGAAUUUCGUUUCAUCUCAGAAACAAUUCAAUGAAUCGAUCAAAGUAUCAGUAGAAAGAAAUUCAAUACCACUGAAAUCGUUUUCAUCAGCUAGACAGUUUGAAUCACCUUCGAAUUUUCGAUUAGUGGUGCCACGACGAGAUCUUCCUCUAUCUACAGUCAUUGAUCAGUUCGCCACCAAAUAUGAUAAGUGCUCUAAAAUUAAACCUCCGAAGCCAAUUGCUGCUGAUGAUAAGGUGACAGUGCCUGAAUUGCAUUACGCCGGUUUUCCAGAGCCAGAUGGUAACGCUAUGGUCACUCGUUUUUUAUCUCCGCCAAAUAAAUGCUUUUUUUGUAUGGGAACUUUUCCGGAUAUGUUUGCUCUUCUUUUGCAUAUGAGGACUAGUUAUCCACGUCUUGAUAUUGUUUAUAGGGGGGAUGCUCGUCAAACAGCUGUUUUGAAUACUAGUGCGCCGGUAUAUAUCGACGUUUUUAUACGUGAAAAUUUCGAUUGCUCAUUUGAAGGUCCAAUGAUUCGGCAAUAUAUGAGUAUGCGUUUUAGGACAUCUCCAUCUCCGCAACGCUGCAUGCCCAAUGAUCGUAUUACCUAUUUAGUCUACAAGGCUGAGGCAAGAGCCAUUCGUGGAAUGAAGAAAGAUUUGAGUAUGUUCUUCACUCAGUCUGAUCGAGAAAAACGGGCACUGAAAGGAAAUAACGCUGCUUUUUUCGGAUUUCGAAGCCGUCAUCCGCUUAUGAACUGUUCACAGAUAUCUACGAAACAAACUGAUCAAGAAUGGCUUCGUGAAUAUGUUAUCAGACAAAUCGAAGAUUUUGUCGAUUUGUCUCGGCUGGAAAAGGAUUUCAUGAUUUUAUGGAAUAUAUUUCUGCUUAAUUUGAAUCACAAACCGUUUGGAAGAUGCCACGUAUACCGAACAUGUCGAUUGUUUAUUGAAAAACAUCGCAAAGAUUUGAUCGAAAAGAAAUUGACUAUGGCGUGGGUUUCUCAUUUGACUACGCUCCAUGAGAAAGAAGCUUUGGAUUCAGAUGAAGUAUAUGAUUUAACUUUGCGUUUGAAAGAGAAUUAUGAUCCUACUGAAGACCAUCGUCAUGUUGUAUAUAAUACUCGUUUGAAAUUAGAAAAUAUGGCGAAUAACAUCAAGAAAGAGCCUCCAGCAUGGCAAAAAGACCCUAUUCAUGGUCCAAAAGUAUCUAUUUUACGUAGUUCUUCAGUUGCGAGGUUUUCAACUGCUGAACAAAAUCCAGAAAAUGAGCCUGUGGGAGGGCAUCGUCGUCAACGUGAACCUGAUUGCUCUAAAUAUCUUUUCUCACCCCGGGCCACUAAAGUACCAAGGUGGUUGUCGUUUGCUGAAGAUUGUUAG